Molecule: messenger RNA, 1128 nt
Organism: Eutrema salsugineum
Lineage: Eukaryota; Viridiplantae; Streptophyta; Magnoliopsida; Brassicales; Brassicaceae
Product: cysteine proteinase COT44
Exons: 4
Coding region: 1-1128 (375 amino acids)
Cellular component (GO): lysosome
Molecular function (GO): cysteine-type endopeptidase activity
Source: RefSeq, a predicted model, not a curated record
AUGGCUUCCUCUCCAAAAAUACUCUCUUUACUUCUCUUAUACGUCGUCAUUUCAUUAGCCUCCGGUGAUGAGUUCAUCAUCAAUAACAAUCAUCUCAAUCUCCCAUCGGACGGCUCGUGGAGAACCGAUGAAGAAGUGAGGUCCAUCUACUUACAAUGGUCCGCGGAGCACGGGAAAAUUGACAACAACAACAACGGUAUCAUCAACGAACAAGACGAAAGAUUCAAUAUUUUCAAAGACAACCUGAGAUUCAUCGAUCUACACAACCAGAACAACAAGAACGCUACUUACAAGCUUGGUCUCACCAAAUUCGCUGAUCUCACUAACGAUGAGUACCGGAGUUUAUACCUCGGGGCAAGAACCGAGCCCACCCGCCGCAUCGCUAAGGCCAAGAACGUUAACCUGAAAUUCUCAGCCGCAGGAAACAACGAGGUGGUGCCAGAGACGGUUGAUUGGAGACAAAAGGGAGCCGUUAAUGCCAUUAAAGACCAAGGAUCUUGCGGAAGCUGUUGGGCGUUUUCGACAGCUGCAGCAGUAGAAGGCAUAAACAAGAUCGUUACAGGAGAACUCGUAUCUCUGUCCGAACAAGAACUUGUCGACUGCGACAGAUCCUACAACCAAGGAUGUAACGGCGGUUUAAUGGACUACGCUUUUCAAUUCAUCAUGAAAAACGGUGGUUUAAACACCGAGCAAGAUUAUCCUUACCGUGGAUCCAAUGGCAAAUGCAAUUCUCUCAAGAAGAAUUCGAGAGUUGUAAGUAUUGAUGGGUACGAAGAUGUUCCUACUAAAAACGAGAUGGCGUUGAAAAGAGCAGUUUCAUACCAGCCUGUGAGUGUCGCCAUUGAAGCCGGUGGAAGAGUUUUCCAACAUUACCAAUCGGGAAUCUUCACCGGAAAGUGUGGUACAAAUAUGGAUCACGCGGUGGUGGCGGUUGGUUACGGGUCAGAGAACGGCGUUGACUAUUGGAUUGUAAGGAACUCGUGGGGUCCACGUUGGGGAGAGGAUGGUUACAUUAGGAUGGAGAGAAACUUGGCUUCGUCGAAAUCCGGUAAGUGUGGGAUUGCGAUUGAAGCCUCGUAUCCGGUUAAGUACAGCCCAAACCCGGUUCGUGGAACCAGCAGUGUUUGA